Molecule: messenger RNA, 4343 nt
Organism: Diachasmimorpha longicaudata
Lineage: Eukaryota; Metazoa; Arthropoda; Insecta; Hymenoptera; Braconidae
Exons: 3
Coding region: 2406-3080 (224 amino acids)
Source: RefSeq, a predicted model, not a curated record
AAAAAAAAUUCAUGCACAGUGUAACGUCCUCGAUUUAUCGAUUCUCAACGCCGGGGGCAACGAUUAGAAAGUUAAAAUGCGCCUUCUCGCGACCUUACAAUGUUUUAUGAUUUUUUAAUCAAUUUUUUCUUCACACUAUUGUCUUCGGGAGAUAUUGCGAGAGGUUUUGGGGGGAUUGGGUUGAUGGAGUUGGCGUGGGAGACAUUUAGCAAAAUUAUUUCAUGGGGAGAACAAAGAGUUUUUGGUUCAGGGGGUGGGGGUUGUUUUGGAAAUGAGGAUCAGAGGGUUGGGGAGAUUAGGAGGGUCUUUAAAAGGAAUUUGGGGUUAUUAAAUGGUGGUCGGUCUAAGUACAUUUUACUCUGGGAUUCAUUUGCGAAAUAUGUCGGAGUAAUUAGUAGCCUAGUGAUGAGGCACUUUUGACUAUUCAUAAAUACCUCGUAAUCUAGGGGAGGGAAAUACAACAAAUGCCAUUAUAACAAUCACGCCAGCUUUAUUAUAUUGGGCUUUAUUAUUUUGUCCAAAAACUCAAUAGAAAUUUAUUUACUCAAACUCGGUCUCUGUUUUUGUAUAUUAAUCAGGGAAUGAAUCAAAAAUCGAAUUGACUGAAUUUUGUUGAUCCUUUGCUACUGAUUUUUUGGAUGAAGCUGAUGAUGUAGAAAAUAAGCUUAAAUGAGGAGGAUGAAUGUCUCUAUGAAAAUAUCUGAUUCAUCAUGAUGACAGUAAAGUGCUAAUGAGGAGCUGGUUGGAAAGAAGGCCCUAAUGGACAGAAUGAUAAAAGUGACAUUGAAGCUGUUUGUAAUAGACGAUUAAUUGGGCUAGGGUUUUAUUUUGAAAAUAGGUUGAAGUUGCGUCAGAGUAAUUUGUCAGGAGAGGUUUUUGGAAAAUAUUUUUUACUAUUUUCUUUUACGAAGAUGAUCGUUUAAAAGAUAUUGGCGAAUUUAUGUGGAUGAUAUGGAGAACAGGUAUCUUAAAUGAGGGUGAUGAAUGUUUGUCUUUAUGAACAUAUGUGAUUCAUCAUGAUGGCGAUGAAGUGCUAAUGAGGAGUUUAUUGGGAAGGUAGUCCUGGUGGACUGAGUGAGACAUUUGACACCAGUAGCAUUGAAGUUGUGUGGAACGUACGAUAAAUCCAAGUUGAAAUGGACAUUUUAUUUUCAAAAUACCUCUGAAGCGAGGAAAUUAAACAAAAUUAUCAGCAGAAAAUUUCAUAGCUUAACGGACAGCUAUUUUUACAUUAUUUAAUGACGCUACUUAUAUCAAACAUAUUUAUGAAAUAAUGUGAAUGAUAUGACGAAUAAGUUUCUUAAGUGAGAACGUUGAAUGAUGAUUUUUCUCUGGCAUUACCCGAUUCAUCAUGAUCGCCAUGAGUCGCUAAUGACGAAGAGUUGAUUGGGAAGAGGGUCCUUGAUUAUAAGGGAAUUGAGAUCCUCUGGAACAAUAAAAAUAUGAAAGCACAUUGUUGGUAGAAAAUUUUAUGAACCACAAAAAAAUCUUGACAUUUUCUUCCAAACUCAAGUAAAUACUAUACAUAAAACUAUAGUUAUACUUUCAAAUAAAAGACAGACCAAUAAAAUGGUUUAAUCCAUGAAUUUUUAAGAUUUCAUUUGCUUGAAAUGUUUUCUACAGUCGUACGAACAAUAGCAAUCAUUUUUAUUACCGAGUUCUCAGAAGUCUGUGCGUAGGGAGUGGAUGUUGAGACAAAAGUUAUUGCUCUCGAAAUUGUUCAACGUCGAUAAAAUCGAGUAAUCGAGAGAUCUUGGAUUUCCAACCAAAAGUAGAGUACAAAGGAAUUAUUAAUAGUUUCUCGGUGUUUCAUAAGUUUUCUGAAAAUCCAAAUCCCGAGAGACAGCAUUUUCCUUCUGAUUGUACGCCCUCAAUUGCUUCUGGUAAUUGAGGUUGUUCAUGAUUUUUGUAUUUAUAAUCUUUGCGGUUAUAAUUCUUCUGCUAUUGUUCUUAUUCUCUCGGUCAAACAAUUCAUCACAUUUUCAGAGAUCAUCUCGAAUGAAUUUUUCAUUUCCUCUACGAUUUAUUCAGUUAUUGUAGUCUUCAGGAUCUCAAAGUCUGGGUGGUGGAGGGUAGGGGGAGAAUUAUUUUCAUAGUCAACCAGUUGAUACCGUUUGAAUUGAAGUGAAAAAUAAAUAGGACAUUGUACUGUUGAUCUUCUCAGUAAUCAAAGCACAUCGAAUUAACUCAGGUGUAUUCAAUGGGCCAUUGAUUAACCGUGCAGUUCACGUCAAUUAGAAUUAGAAUAAAAAAUAUCAACUAUUUAUUCAUGAAGUUGUCUUCGAAUGAUUUAUCACAAUGGCUGUCACAUUGACACAAAUUGAAUUUUUGUCUGUUAUUAUUUCUCACUGUUACUAGAGAAAUAAAAAUAAUUAAAUCAUGAGUUUUGGGUAUGGUAAUUAAUAAUGUCACAGGAUCAAGUGGACUCUUCAUCGACGGAGAGUUUACCAAUAGCUGAUGGAAGAAUUAACAAGUCAUCCAUAACGGCGAGACUCUGUGAAAUGAUCAGAUGGAAUCUCCCCAACUUUGGCAAUCACUUCAGGCGCUUGAUGGGAUUGGGAGGUGUGUCUGAUGUUGAUCAAGAACAGGAAAGUGGAAAUGAUAAAAUUAAUGAGAUGGGGAGUCAUACAGAGUAUUCUAAUGAGGAUUUCUCGGUGCGGGAGUCUAGUUCUGGUGAAUCCAAUGACUUUACUGUCUCCAUUAGACCUGGAAAUUUAGCUGAGUUCUUUGGAGGCAAUUAUCCGUCAACUUCAGAUUCUGCUCGAAUUGAUGAACACAGUGAAGCAGAUCUGAGAGUCUCGACAAUUUUAUCACCCCUGGACUAUUCAACUCGUCUGAUGGUCUCAAGUGGUGUCAAUACUAGCACCAAUGGCAUUCAUCCGCUAAAUAUCGCCGAUGUGAUAAAUGAAGAUGGUGUUAUAAUAGCCCAAAAUCCAGGAGAUUUUGCUGCUGCUCUUCAUGCACGAAUGGGGUAUGUGAUUCCUACAAUAGGCAACACUAAUGGACUUCAGUUGUUCCCUAAUUAUCUCUCAUUAUUCACUCAUGUUCUAAUUAUUUGCAUCUCCAUAACCCAUGGGUAGACGUGAGAAUAAUUGCGAGCAAUCAUUAUUCGUCCAUAAAAUCACGUUUUUCAAAUUUAUUAUUUCGGUUUUGGUGGCACAAGGUGUGGAACAAUUGGGCUUUGAUUGGGGUUCUGUUAGAAUAUUUGUGCAUAAGUACUUCAUUGUGGACUCUUUUAUGGACGGUUGUACUCCGAGUUCGGGAGGGGAUCAAUCUGAACCACGUGCUGACAUUUGAAGAAAGGUUCUUUCCCCUAGAGUCAUAAAUAUGUCCUCAGGUAUCUCAAUAAAGAUUUUAAAAAUAUUAUAAUUGUCUCUGGACAAUCCCUCGUUGGCCAAGACCGCCCCUUGAUGUUAAUGAAGAAUAGUUUAUUAAAUUGCUGCUUGAGAUUUGGUCAAUCACUUGCAGGUAUAUUGGAAUAAAGCCUUGGGCCUAGGGCAAUGGGCCUUUCUGUGAUUGGGUCAGCAGUCGAUUGCCCUUGUGGAUUAUUAGUGAUUUUCAAGACUUCAAAAAUUGAAAAAUUGUUUUGAACAAUUUUUUAUCAGUUUUAUUUGCUUAUUGGCAUUUAAUUUAUUUUAUUCUUCAUUGCAAUUGGACGUAAACGGUGACUGGAAGGGCUGCAUAUGUGUGACGCGUUAUUUCCAAUAUUUGUGAAUGAUGAAUUAAUCAUUUAGGACAAAAUUAGAGUUGGGAAAUGAAAACAAAAUUAUGCAUGUUGCCUAUUCAACCUUCAGAAAAUGAGUUCUCAGGUCUAUUGAUCGGUGAGGCCACCACAUGGGCUUCGUAGGUGGUUUGUCACACUAGGGUUGAUUAUCUAGGGCCUCUGGUGACCCCCACCGGGUUGCUCGGACGACUGAGUCAAAACUCACGUGUGUGGUGCUGUAGAGUUAAUGGGAUUUGUAGAAUCAUUCAGGGAUUUUUUUUAUAGCUUCCAGGUGGUGUGAGUCAUCAAUUUGGGGGAUCAAUGGAAAUGAUGAGUCGAUCGGGGUUAAGGUCUUGAGACGAUAGGUCAAACAUUAUUUUGAAUAUUUUGGGGAUGGAUGAAAGGGCGAAUGGGGAAUGAGAUAAGGGCAGGAUUUAUUGGUGGAUUCAUUUGUUCAUAUCUUUCGGGGGGUAGUGAGGGAGGGGGAGGGGGUGAAGUGAUUUAUCGAGGGAAUUUCUUGGUUUUCCUUCUUCCUUUUUGAAAUAAUCAUAUUAAAAAAAUCAGAAUAAACGAUUUUUUUAUGGAUUAAAUUUAGUUUUAUUGCAUUUGCAAUAAUUUUAAAUUGAUAUCGUGGUUUUUC